Pseudovirgaria hyperparasitica is the source of this 1809-nucleotide messenger RNA. RefSeq names its product DUF1593-domain-containing protein. Gene Ontology annotation, molecular function: hydrolase activity, hydrolyzing N-glycosyl compounds. The transcript has a single exon. The coding region runs from base 177 to 1700 and encodes 507 amino acids. The record is from RefSeq and is a predicted model, not a curated record. NCBI's taxonomy places the organism in Eukaryota, Fungi, Ascomycota, Dothideomycetes, Acrospermales, Acrospermaceae.
AUCAGAUCCCGGUUUUGAAUAGUCCGUCGCGGGGUUCGCCCGAUGCUUAUAUCAACGUCACGAGACAGUAAGAUUCAGAGUGACUAGAUGUAAGGAGUGCAUAAGAGCACGAAUGCCCGGCUCGUGAGUAGAUGUUCACACGGCUUGUAUACAGAGGUUGAUAACGAGAAUCUGCAAUGAGAACCGCCAAAAUCGCCAGUAUACUCACUGUAACAAGUGCACUACUAUGUCACUUAUCCGUGUUCGCCGCGGAACAACCACGAUGUAAGCCAUGGACAGUCGACAAGAAACAUCGAAUUUUCGUAGCAACGGACAUUUCCAACGAGCCUGAUGACGCAAUGUCCCUCAUUCGCAUGCUCGUCCACUCAGAUCAAUACCACAUUGAAGGAAUUGCAGCAGUUACUUCCACAUGGCUGAAUGCCUCGACAUACCCCGACCAUAUCGAGGAGAUUAUCAAUGCAUACGCCUUGGUUCAAGACAACCUCCAAACUCAUGGACACGGCCAAUUUCCCACUGCAGACACUCUCCUGUCGAAAGUCACGACUGGCCCCAAGAUGUACGGCCUCACAGCCAUCGAGUCUCUGCAAGCAGGAAACAACUCUUCACCCGGCGCACAACUCCUCCUUGCGGCCGUCGACGCAUCCCCUGAGCCACUGUACGCGCAAGCAUGGGGCGGUGCAAAUCUCAUCGCCGAAGCCCUCUGGGUAGCAAACGCCACCAAAACGCCCUCCGAAUUCGCCAUAUUCACGUCUAAACUGCGCGUCUACAGCAUCUCCGACCAGGACAACACAGGAGCCUGGGCCCGGAUGCACUUCCCCGGCGUCCGCUGGAUCGCAUCCGUGCACGGCUGGAACGCAUACGCCAUGGCCGCAUGGACAGGCAUCAGCGGGGAAGACAACUACUCACAAGAUAAAGGCGGCCCAGACACAUCCCUCGUGUCCCCUUCCUGGCUUGCAGAGCACGUGCAGAUUGGACCGCUCGGUACGCAUUACCCGGACGUGCUGUAUAUCAUGGAAGGCGAUACACCAUCCCUCUUCUACACGUUCAACAACGGUCUCGGGAACCCUGAGUUUCCAGCAUGGGGCAGUUGGGGCGGGCGGUACACACCGAGCAUGCUUGGCGGGAACCAUUACGGUGAUAACGUGGAUACUGUUCUGGGCCAUGAUGGGCGAAUGUAUACGAGCAACAAGGCCACUGUAUGGCGCUGGCGUGCGGCGUAUCAGUGGGAAAUGGCGGCACGCAUGCAGUGGACUCUGCAACCGUAUGUAACUGGGUCGAAUACCAUACAUCCACCUGUCGUUGUCAUCAAUGGGUCGUGUGGAAGCCAUCAUAUCGAGUUAACGGCUAAAGCUGGCAGCACAAUCACGCUCGAUGCUACAGACUCGUAUGAUCUCGACGGCAGUACGCUGGAAUUCACAUGGUUUCACUAUCGUGAGCCUUCUAUGACCCAGAAUUCGUAUUCAGAAGUGCCUUUGCUGAACUUUACGUUCGCAGGUGGGUCGAAUAAUCGGAUUGUGAGUAUACAGUUGCCAGCAGAAAGCGACGCGUGCAGGUCACCUACAAGAGUGAAUAAGCUGGUGGAUGCGGGUGUUGUGUGUCAGCAGUAUCAUUUGAUUCUACAGGCCACGAAUCAAGGGACGACACCGAUCACGAGGUAUCGAAGGGUGUUAGUGAAAACUGAUCCUGGCAAUGGGAUGUAGUCACUUUAUAGCUCUGAACAGGAGCGACGAUAAUAUCUGGGAAUAGUGCCCCAUGAAUGUAGUAUUGACUAUCGAGAAUCCAUGCGUCCAAGCCUCAAAACGAAGCCAG